ACUCAAAUAUUUUUAAAUAGCGAAGCUAAAAUUGCAUAGUUGUGAAAAAAUACAUCAGGUUUUUGGCUCCAUCUUUUGGUAGAGGAAUUGGCGAUGAAAUCAUUAUCCCCUUUCCUUUGUCCGCCCCGAUAUGCUCGUGGCUCGUGUAAUGCGUCAAAAUAUGCAAAUGUGGUGAUACGCACAAAUAAUUCCCAGUAUUCUUAAGUACAUACAUAUGUAUAUAAGUGCAUAUGUAGGUAAAUAGUCUUCAUUAUACGAAAUUUUAUAGAAAUUAAAAAUUCGGAGUAACUACGAUACUGCAUUUUCUCUAGGAUGACGGGAGACUUUGAGACUGAAUGUGGGGAAGUUUCUCUGAAUUCUAAAUUUCUGUAAAAGUUCAACUAAAUAUAUGUGAAUGGAAAUUAUAUACACAUUAACGCUAAGAUUAUGAUAAUAUCAAGUAUGGCGCAAGAUUUAGCCAAGGCUCUCGAUUUCAAUUUGUCAUACUCUUUGUCUCAAGCAUAUAAACAUAAUUGUUUGCAUGGCUUUUACCUAUUUUUAUCAAUUUCGUCCCCUGCAGUAAUCUCAUAAUCGCAUCCUAAUUAUUUUGCAUAACCAAAUUUACGGUGUUCACCAAGCUGCCAAUAAGCUUCGUAAAUCUUAUUUUUAAAACUAAUGUCCAAGAUGCAAAACAUCUGCAUAAAAAUAAGGCUAUACCUAUCUACAAUACAAAUACAAUUCUUGGAGUGAUGAGAUAAGACUACUUAUUUUACGUACAUAAAUAAUACAAACGUCUCCAUAGUGAGAUAUGACAAAUAUAAAAUAAACGUUGUCACUAAAUAUGAAAGCAAGAGACUGGCUUAAUCCUAAGGCAUACUUGCAUUAAAAAAGGUCUUCAUGCGAAGGAUAUGCUUACAUAUUUACAUAUGUACAUUAUGUAUAUAUAUCCAAGUCUGUGAUGCGUAUAUAUAACAUGCUGUUAUUUUUAUCUUAAACUUCAAUAUAAAACUAAUACUUUGUAUGUACACAUAGUUUGCUUAAGUUAACAUUACACCUUUAACGGUCAACUACUUCAUCCUUACUUAAAUAUUUAGCAAAACGUUGCCAAAUAUAAAUUGGACAUCAUUUUAGACAGUCUGUCUUCUUGGUUCAGAUCGUUUAACAUUUUGUGUAAACUACAAAAAAUAAAUCUAUUCGAUUGAUAUUCGAAUCACAAUUACAUUUUAAGCAAAAGUGAAAUAUGGAUGAGAAAUCCAGCAAAUCGGAGGGCGAGACAAAUGGUGAUUCUUCCGUUGAAGGAUUGCCACGACGAAAGUGGGAGUGGACCGGAAGUCAUGACCAUCGAUUAUUGAAUCUGCUCGAGACGGGGUAUAAAAGUGACUUGAUUCUGGACCUUCGUCCAGAAGGAUUACGGCUUCCCGUACAUAAAAUAUUUCUGGAGGCCGGCUCUCCUGUGCUGGAUGGCAAGAUCAAGCCGGAAACGGAGGAAAUAAAGAUUGAAAAUGUGGAUACUCGAGUUUUCAAGAUGCUGCUUAAGUACUUGUACACUGGGAAGUCGGGCUUCGGGAUGGGCGACGCGCUCCAACUAAUGCAACUUUCGACCGAGUACGAAGUCAACGGUUUGAGGGACGAGUGCGCCGAGAUAUUAAAGGGCGACUUGACCUUGGAAAAUGUCCUUUCAUUGUUUCAAAGUGGGAUGGAAUACGCGCACGGGGACUUUAUUCAGUCCACGCUCAAAUUCAUUUGCAAGAAUGCGAGAAAACUCUUGAAAUCUGAAGAGAUUGGCAAACUACGACUGGAAUGUUUGGUUGAAAUUAUUCAGCAGGAUUCGCUCAAGGUGAUCAAUGAGAUGGAAGUCUUUGAAGCAGUGAAUCGAUGGGGCACAGCUGAAUGUGUGAGACAAAACCUGGAUCCUCAAAAUACUGAAAAUCUUCGAAAGUGUCUCGCAAAACCGUUGCGUCAUAUCCGUUUUUCGUUAAUGGAUCCGGCCGAAUUUGCUCUGAACGUGACGACCAAGAAACUGCUCAGCAUGGAAGAAUCGGUGGAGCUGUUGAACUGUUUUCUUAUCCCGCCUGUGAGGAGAAAUAUGCUCCCACCUGGAACAUUUAUGUCCACUCCGCGCACCUACAUUGACAAGGACAUCGUUCUCACACGGACCCUUCCCGAGGGUACAAGAGUAAUUCAAACCAUUGCCAUUGAUGGAAAUCCAAAUGGAAGAGAAACGAUAGCGAUUCUCGUAAAGGAGGAUGUCACACUGAAAUCAAUUUCAAUUCCGAAAGAAUUUUUUGACGUAAAUCCUGCUAACCUUUAUUACUACGAUUUGAUUAAGUGUAACCUACAAUUCGCGAAUGACCGGGCUAGUGCCAAUCAACUUGUUACCCAAUUCGACACUUAUGAGAGGGGUGACGUCUACUUACGCAUCUCCCUAAAUCCGCCUUGCGAAAUUAAUGUAGCUAACGGCUGGCUCAGAGUGACGAUAACCUUUUCCGGUGAUGUAGGAUACCAUGGUCUUUCCGAAACCGUGGCCAAUAAGCAAAAUAUGAAUGUACAAGACCUGUUUCCUGCUAACGGGCACACCAGGGUGAUUACAAAUUAUACAGACUUGUUCAAGGACCCUGCCGUGGGAAAAAAUACAGCUGGAAUCGUUAUUAAACGAUGUAAAGGAGAUCAGCUCGGAGUUAAUCAUGGGUUUAUUGAGAAGCUGGAAUUUGAAGUGGUUUAAUAUUUGAGGGUUCUAUUUAUUACUUUUUUGAUAAUGUUGGUGGUUUCAAAUUUUGCAUUUCUAAAUUUCAGCCCUACACCUAAAAUAUCGUUACAUAUACUUUAUUUAAUUGUCAUGUAUCUAACUUCUGAUCCGUUUUUGUUGUCGACUAAUAAACCAGUACAGAAUGAGUAUAAUAUACUCAUUUACCGCUUUAUCUACAUAUUAUGUAGGUAAAGCGCUAAAUGUAAUUACUUGUUCUAGUAACUCCAUUUGCAUACCAAA
Folsomia candida is the source of this 2965-nucleotide messenger RNA. Its product is annotated as kelch-like protein 24. Lineage: Eukaryota; Metazoa; Arthropoda; Collembola; Entomobryomorpha; Isotomidae. Gene Ontology annotation, cellular component: P-body; cytosol. Gene Ontology annotation, biological process: neurogenesis. Gene Ontology annotation, molecular function: protein binding. The record is from RefSeq and is a predicted model, not a curated record. The coding region runs from base 1220 to 2701 and encodes 493 amino acids. The transcript has 7 exons.